This is a messenger RNA of Acipenser ruthenus (sterlet), 6987 nucleotides long. RefSeq names its product TBC1 domain family member 2A-like. The record is from RefSeq and is a predicted model, not a curated record. The transcript has 15 exons. NCBI's taxonomy places the organism in Eukaryota, Metazoa, Chordata, Actinopteri, Acipenseriformes, Acipenseridae. The coding region runs from base 400 to 3729 and encodes 1109 amino acids.
UGUAAUUGUUUGGCACAGAGGUCAGUGGUGUGUGGGAUUACGCAAGCACGGAAGACGUGACAUUGCUAAAAUUCCCAAAACACUAUCAGCAAGGAACGAAGAAACAGGUUUGUAAUCAGGAAGACCUUUUAAAUAACCCACCCAAAGGAAAUGCAUAUACAAAACGAUCGGCAAAGAGGAGAUAAAACAAGUCCAUUGACCUAAACUGUCACCAUAGCACGGGGAACAAGUUUAAACGGUCGUUGUGAAACAUUGAGGAGAACAAAGUUCAUACGAAGUUUCUGCUAUUACGACAACACAAAGCUUCUAGUAUUACGACAAUGAAGAAGUCGUUUCUGUACGUGAAUGAGCCAAAGACAAACCAGUUAACAUCUUUUCUUUGAAAUCUGGUGAGGACACAUGGUGAGGACUGUAAAGAUGGAGCAGGACUGUCAAGUCGGAAAACCCAUGCCUGCAGCUGAUCCCAAUCUGACAAGCCCAGACAAUCAUCAUGACCUCACUGCCAGUGCAAGAGAGGAAGUGGGAAGCACCAAGGAGAACGAGGGUGAUUCCACACACAUGGACCAGAGCAAUGCCCAAGAGAAGCCAGUCAUGAAAACUAAGAUGGAACCCUCCUCCACAAAACUGUGUGGAUACCUGAACAAACUUGGGGGGCCCUUGAAGGCCUGGAAAGCCCGCUGGUUUGUUUUCGAAGAGAAGAAGUGCCAGCUGUACUACUACAGAACAUCACAGGAUGUCAAUCCCUUGGGAAGCAUUGACCUGGCUAACGCUACCUUUGGCUACCCGGAUCAAGCUCAGGAAGGGACCUUUCAAAUUCAAAUCCCAGGACGGGUUGUUGUGCUGAAGGCAUUAAACAGCCAAGCCAUGCUGUAUUGGUUGCAGCAGCUGCAAAUAAAACGGUGGCAGCACAAUACCAGCCUGGUGAAAAUACCUGCAGAGGCCUCCACUACCUCCACACAGCUCUGCCAGCUGCCUUCUGCACCUUGGGAAGGAAGGACAGAGGACUUCCUCCCAGCAGUAAAGACCCCCAAGGGCCUAGUCGGAGAAGCCGCAGCCUGUCUGCCAGACCCCUGGCAACAAAAUGCACUGCAAAAGCUCUCCCUCAAGCACCCCAUCACAGAGAUACAGAACACAGUCCUCAAUAUCUGUGGAAACAAGCCAGCUCAGGAGCUGAGGCGGAGUGUGUUCAACUUUGACAAGAUUCAGCAGUCGCAAGACUGUCCCUGUGAGGAUCCUGUGACACAGAUACUGGGGGAAACAACAGCACCGCCUGUACCUCUGACACCCCCAGCACCUACAGUCCUUUCAGCUCCUUCAGUUUCUUCAGUUACAAACGAGUCUGCGCAGGAAGCAAAGACUGGAGGAAAGAGUUCUCCAUCAAGCAGCAUGAACAAGAGGGAGAAGAAAAUGACCAGUUCUCUUCAGCCUUCUGGGGAGGUGGUGUCAGGAAAGGAGGGGAGCCCCGUGGACAAACUAUCCAGACUCCAGCACGAGGUGUUCACGCUCACUGAGGAGCUCAAGUCACAAAAGGAGCUGGUGCGACUCCUUCACAAGGCCCUGGAGGCAGCACAGCAGGAGAAGAGGACCAGCAAACAGUUCCUGGCAGCAGCAGGGGAGCAGGAGCGGCUGGAGCUGGUGCGGCACAAAGAGAGGUGUAUCGCGGACCUGGACGGCCGCCUGGAGGCCCUGCUCAAAGACAAGGAGGAGCUGGAGCAGCGGCUGGCCAUGCAGGACUGCCAAGUGAAUGAGCUGCAGCAGCACGUGCAGCUCAUGAUGGAGAAGAACAACGCCAAGCAGGAAGUCAUCCUCAAGCUCUCCGAGCAGGUGGCCGCCUGCAUGGCUGACCCCCAGCGUACCGUAGCCAACUCCAUGGGCACAGAGACCUUCUGCAGGCUGCAGGAGAAGAUUGAGCACCUCAAGGACGAUAUAGAGGCGCACAAGAUCCAAAACAAGUUCCUCAACUCUGAAGUCUACCAGCUUACUAAGCUGUGGAGGAACAGUUCAGAAGAGGAGAAGGGCCUCCUGAUGAAGUGUGCCUACCUGGAGGCCAAAAACUGCCAGAUUGAGAGCAAGUACCUGGUCAUGCUGCGCAGGCUGCAGGAGAGCAAAGGGCUGGACAGCAGUCAGCAGGAGAUGGUGAAAAGGCUCAUUGAGGACGCACUGCAGGGAGACAAGAAGGAUGUCUUUAAACUCAACCCUGUCAGUGAAUACGACGACUAUGGAUUCAAGACCAUUCCUGAUUAUGAAGUAGAGGACGUGAAGCUCCUGGCCAAAAUCCAGGCCCUGGAGAUCCGUUCCAACAACCUGCGCAACAAUGAGAUGGUGGACAAGCCCUUGCGGACCAGGUGGGCUAACUACCUGGCCAGCCGUCCCUUGGACCAGCUGGCUCCCUCCCCGGAGCUGAAGGGCCUGAUCCGGUGUGGGAUCCCUGUGGAGUACCGGGAGCAGGUGUGGCGCUGGAUCGUGAGGACACGGACGCAGGUCUAUAGGAAGCGGAAUCCCAAUCGCUACCAGGAGCUGAGGAAGCACUGCGAGGUGUCGGAGCACCCGGCCUCGCGGCAGAUCAGGCUGGACCUGCACCGCACCCUCACCAGCAAUAAGCAUUUCUCCUCGCCCACCUCCGACGCAGUCCAAAAGCUGCAGCGCAUUCUGCUAGCCUUCUCCUGGCAAAACCCCACCAUCGGCUACUGCCAGGGCCUCAACCGGUUGGCAGCUAUUGCACUUUUAGUUCUGAAGGAUGAAGAGGAUGCCUUCUGGUGUCUGGUGGCUGUUGUUGAAAUCAUAAUGCCACAAGACUACUACAGCAAAACCCUCACUGCCUCUCAGGCUGAUCAGAGGGUGUUCCGUGACUUUCUUGCUGAGAAGAUGCCUCGCCUGACGGCCCACUUCAAGGAGCACAGCAUCGAUCAUUCCCUCAUCACCUUCAACUGGUUCCUGGUGGUCUUCGUGGAAAGCCUGGUCAGCGACAUCCUGCUCAGAGUGUGGGACGCUUUCCUCUAUGAGGGCACAAAGGUGAUAUUUCGCUAUGCACUGGCCCUCUUUAAGUACAAUGAAGAGGACAUUCUAAAAAUUCACGACAAUCUGGAAAUCUACCAAUACCUCCGUUUUUUCACCAAAACUAUCUCUGAUGGCAGGAAACUAAUGACCAUAGCGUUUAAUGAUAUGAACCCCUUCCCUAUGAAGCUGCUGAAGAACAGACGAGAGUUUCACAUGGAGAGGCUGACAGCCGAGCUGCAGGAGCUGGAGAGAAUACAGGAGGAGUUUGUGAAAGAACAACAAGUGGAGCGCAAAGACAAGGACCUGGACACUGCUGUCAGCGAAGACGAAGAAAACUGUGUGGGGCUCCCGAGAGGCGCAUCCAGUAAAGGCGCUCCACGUGGAGUGCAGGAUGUGCCCUAUAGGCUGGACGUUGCGAGUUCGAGUCCAGACUAUUCCUUUGCCGACCGAGGACAGGAGCUUCCAGGGGGCGACGCUCAAUUGGCCGAGCGCCGCCCGGGGGGAGGGAGGGUUAGGUCGGCCAGGGCGUCAUCGGCUCACCGCGCACCAGCGACCCCUGUAGUCUGGCCGGGCGCCUGCAGGCUUGCCUGUAAGCUGCCCGAGAGCUGCGUUGUCCUCCGACGCUGUAGCUCUUGGGUGGCUGCAUGGCGAGUCCGCAGUGUGAAAAAAAGGGGUCGGCUGACGGCACACGCUUCGGCCAUUCCAAAUUGGGGAGAAAAUAAUAAAAAAUAAUUGGCAACGACUAAAUUAAAAAAUAAACUGCAUUGUUUCUCAAGUGUGUAUGUUUGUCUUUUUGUGUCUUUUUAUGAAUUUAAUUUUGGCAGGCCCAUACUUUAUUGUUUAUUUAUUUAUUUGUGUAUUUUUUGAAAGGGGGAAAAAUGCAGAGUUCCCAGGUCCUUUAACUUUGCAGUUGUUUCAUCAGUGGCAUUUUGUUUUCUCUGUAUCUUCUGUCUUUAGGAAACUAAUGAACAUAGCAUUUAAUGAUAUGAAUCCCUUCCCUAUGAAGCUGCUGAAGAACAGACGAGAGUUUCACAUGUAGAGGCUGACAGCCGAGCUGCUGGAGCUGGAGAGGAUACAGAAGGAAUUUGUGAAAGAACAACAAGUGGAGCGCAAAGACAAGGACCUGGACACUGCUGUCAGCGAAGACGAAGAAGUAAUACAGACUGCAGUUAGCUUGCAUCACAUGUCCUGACGUUAUUGAAAAAUUACACAUCACUAAUACUAUUUAAACUAAUUUGUUUGCCUUAUUAUUCCCUGCUGUGGAAUAUAGUGGGGCUUACAUAUUGUGUAUGUCACACAUACAUCUAACUGUUAUCCUUUGUCUGUUGUUGAGUAUAUAGGUAUAUCAGACUUACAUUUUUACAUGUACAGUUCGGCUCUUAUUUUCUAAUGGCGCGUGAUGUACCGACAUACUUGUUUUAGAGUCAACAAAUUAAGUUUACCAAACCUGUCAAAAUGCAGAAUAUUAAUGGAAAUAGGUGUGUUGGUAAUACACACACACUACAUCUCUGAAUGCUUGACUUCAAAUCCAGUUUAAGUCACACAUGAAAGGAGUAUGGUGGUCCUAAGCCCUCGGCUUCCACAUCACAAAACCAACACACAGUGCAGCACAAUUGGCACAAAGGGCAAACCUGUUUCUUAUCUCAUAAAACAGCCUUUUACUAUAAUUGUCAUCUGUCAGUCUCUGAAUUUCUUCAAUCAGCAGUUCCAUUCCACUCAGAUCAAUUUAGUAAAUUAAUUAUUUUGUAGUUUCCCAAGAAAACAAAAACUCAUUAGAGAUCUUGAAAAUUAAUGUCUUGAAAUGUGAUUAAUUUAGGCCAGGCUAAUCUGAACAAGUACAGAGAUUCCAGUUACUUUUCAGACCGGCAACCAGGUUCCAGAUUUUCUAAACGAGACUAUCUCUGAAAUAAACUUAUUUUUUAUGCAUUGUUUGUUUGUUUAUAUUCCUGUAAAUUGCAUAGUUCAGUUAUUGCUAAGUUAAGAGAAAGACGUUGCUUUGUUUAAUUAUGUUAAAUUGUAUGGCAAUCCUUCAUGAUUUGCAUGAAUUCACUUAGGUUUAGAGGUACAGUUUUAAUUCAUGUACCUCUGAUAAACCUAAACUAAGUGACGAAAGCAAAAACACAAACGUUUUUUACUUGAGCUUGAAAAGGAAAAAAUAGGAUGAAUACAGUGCUAUAUAUACUGUGUGUGUGUGUGUGUGUGUGUGUGUGUAUAUAUAUAUAUAUAAUUGAUCGCUACAUAUAGAUUUUUCAACGCUGGUAAAAUGUUUAAUUCAGUAAUGAUUUUAAAAAUGCAAGACAUGUAACAACUACAUGUCUAAAGUUUUUAAAUGCCAACUGUUAAAUAAAUAGAAUUAUGGAUAUUAAUGUGUUGAUAGUAGGGAUAGCUUUUGUUACUGGAGCAUGGCUGCAUUGUCUAUUGCGCUGAAUUUUAACCAAUUUUAACAAAUUGUUCCCAUUAUUCUUAUUUUUUAUUUUAGCUUUUCUCUUCAAAUAUUUUUUAGAAAACAAAAAAGCACAAACAAAAUCUCAGUGCGUUUCGUCUUAUUCAUGAGUAGACUUAAUUUGAUACAGAGGAACACCCCUUUUUUAUACACUCAAUUUUCCACAGGUUAUUAAUCACCUUUUAAGAGAUGGCUCAGUUGACAAACAACUCUUGAGAAGGGAAACUUUUGUGAUAUUUUUUUUUAAUUCUGUUCCACCACAUGGCCUUAAUGAAGACUUUAAAUAUGGGUAUUUUUUGUAGAAUGUAUGUUUGUAUGUAUACAGUAUAUACCUCUGUUCAUUAUUCAAGUUGCAGAGUAAAAAGAAAAAAGUAACUUAGUAAAAGAAUAUUUAGUGGUAUGAAAAGUUUUGUGUUGACGUACAGAUUGAGUGUUUAAAAUAAUAUAAAAAAGUAUGGUCUUCUGCCUUCUGUUGUCAUUUCUGUACCUAAUUACUUAUUAAUUUCAGUUGUUUUUGAUUGUUCUGAUUGUCAAUUGAAGGUUUGUGACGUAAAGGUGAUUAAUCGCCUGUGGAGAAUUGAGUUUAAAAAAAAGGGGUGUUCCUCUGUAUCAAAUUAAGUUUACUCAUGAUUAAGACUCUGUCGAAACACGUUGAGAUUUUGUUUGUGCUUUUUUUGUUUACUAAAAAAUGUGAAGAGAAAAGCUAAAAUAAAAAAUAAGAAUAAUGGAAAAAUGUGUUAAACUAAAUUAUUUUUGUGAAAAAUGGGUUGUCUUUCACUCAAAUCAAUGUAUAAGGGCCUGUUGGCAACCAAUACAAGCUGCCUUUAUUUUCUCAGGUGUUGCCAGGUUGAUUACCUGGUCAAAGACUAAACACAUACAUGUAAAACAUUUAGAACAUAUUUGUAUUCUGUAUUUGUAUAUUAUGAUAUUUUAUUGGAUUUUUUAAGUACGUAUCAUUGCACAAUAGGGAGAAUUAACGAGAACAUUUAUAAUAUUUAGGCGUUCAUUUUUGUAUUGCUGUUUUAUAAUGUGAUGGCAAUCUGAACUAUAGUCAAAGUCUCUCAAAGUGAAUUAUUAUUUUAGGAAAGUAUUACGGCACAAGCACUUAUAUAUUACCAGUGUCACUCUCCUCACAAGGUUAAACUGUGAAACCCAGAACAUACUUUAACUGGCUGAGAUGAGCCCUUUUCAAGGCAUUUUCUCUGCUGUAUAAUAUAACAGAACUUGUUUUUUGAUGAAAUGGUGUGCAUUUUUUGCAUCCUUUGUGUAAGGUAUUUGAACUGAAAAACAUCAAAUACUGGUAUUAUCAUUGUGUUGUUUUAGAUUUGUUAAACAAAAUCUUAUUCUACUGAAAAUAUUUUUCUUUUGUUUCUAUAAAGGUUUAUAUAAAUACAGUAAUAACAUUUGCUGACACUGCAGUGGAGAAACACUUCAUUUAUUAAUUUGUCCCACAGCAAAUUCAGAAAAGAUUGUUCUACAACAGUGUUAAUAUCUCCCUUUAGUUUACUGAUAAUAAAUGUUAAUAAAAAACAUUAACUAAUAUUAAA